AUGUAAAAAAAAUCACUACAUCAACCCUUCUUGUUAACCCAAUUAGAAGUACCGUUUUAUUGUAGAGUUGUUCGGAAACAUUUUUUUAAGGAUAGAGUAUAUUAGUUAAAAUAACACAAUAACCUCAUUACUAUGACUUAUGUACUUGAGUUUGGUAUACUUUAGCAUUAAAAUACGGAUGCUCCGAAAUAUAUAAUGAACAUUGAAGAAUCCACCAAUUUCGAAUGGUUAAUCAAGCAGCAUAGAUUGGUUGGUUUCAAAUUCCCAUACCGAGGCAACUAGAAGGAGUUUUAUGCUGAUCAGACCGACCUUAUCUAACUCCGAAUGAGAUUGGGGAGCAAGAUGAUUUUUGUUAAUCUAACUUAAACCUAUAAGUAUCUUUCUACGUUAGAAGCUGGAUCGUUUGGUUAAGUUACUACAAACGAGUGUUGCUUUAAUAACAAGAAGGUGGCCAUUAAACAUAUAUUGCUAAAUGGAAAGAAAGACUAAUAGAGAACAAUAGAGAAUGAAAUUCAGAUUUUAAGAUCGAUCAAACAUCCGAGAUUAGUAGAGAUUUACGAAGUCUUUAAAACUGAACUAUAUUAUUAAAUUGUGACUGAAUUUAUUGAAGGAGAUAAUUUAAAACAACUAAUAUUCAAUAAAUCAAACCAAAUUAAAAAUGAAGAAAUUUUAGAAAUUAUGCAAUAAUUACUCGAAGCUUUGACAUAUCUCCAUCGGAACUAGAUUCUUCAUCGAGACAUCAAACCAGCCAACAUUAUGUAUCACAACAACAAACUCAAAUUGAUCGACUUUGGGCUUGCUUGUUAUGAUGGCAAACAAUUAAUUGAAAAUCCUAAUUGCGGUACAGAAGGCUACGUUGCUCCUGAAGUCCUCAAUGUCCAUCAGACCAAAAUUAAUUACGAUUUCAAAGUAGAUGUCUUUGGGGCAGGUUGCGUUCUCUACAUGCUUUUAACAGGAACUAAAUUUUAAUAAUCAAAUUAAUCAAAUGCAAGUUAUCAAAAAAAUAAAACCUAUCAAAAUAGCGAAAAUAGUUAACUAUUCGAAUUGGUCAAAAUUAUGACCAGGCCUAAUCCACUUGACAGGCCUUCAAGUUUUUAGAUUCUAGAAUUAAUUAGGUUAAUUAAAGAGAAUUGUGCCUAUGACAUCAGCCUAUGGUAUAGUAGCGCAUUUAAUCUCUCUAAUUCAACUCACUCCUAUCAGACUGCAUCCACUGCUAGGCAUAUUCACUCUUCCAAAAACUAAAAAAGUGUUUGCAGUUUCAAUAGUGCCAGAGGUAUAGGAUAGAACCUCUCCAAAUAAUUUUUAAAAUGA
Messenger RNA from Paramecium tetraurelia, 1311 nucleotides. RefSeq lists its product as uncharacterized. Gene Ontology annotation, cellular component: cytoplasm; nucleus. The record is from RefSeq and is a predicted model, not a curated record. Gene Ontology annotation, molecular function: protein serine/threonine kinase activity; ATP binding. The transcript has 3 exons. NCBI's taxonomy places the organism in Eukaryota, Ciliophora, Oligohymenophorea, Peniculida, Parameciidae. Gene Ontology annotation, biological process: protein phosphorylation; mitotic DNA damage checkpoint signaling.